Sorex araneus (European shrew) is the source of this 1925-nucleotide messenger RNA. RefSeq names its product solute carrier family 15 member 4 (gene SLC15A4). The transcript has 8 exons. NCBI's taxonomy places the organism in Eukaryota, Metazoa, Chordata, Mammalia, Eulipotyphla, Soricidae. The coding region runs from base 31 to 1683 and encodes 550 amino acids. The record is from RefSeq and is a predicted model, not a curated record. Gene Ontology annotation, cellular component: membrane. Gene Ontology annotation, molecular function: L-histidine transmembrane transporter activity. Gene Ontology annotation, biological process: oligopeptide transport; transmembrane transport; histidine transport.
CGGGUCUCGCGAGAGGCGCGGGCGGCGCUGAUGGCGGCCGAGGAGGCCGAGCGCGCCCCGCUGCUGGGCGGGCGGCGGGCGCUGCUGGCGGGCCGGCGCGGGGCGUGCGCCGCCGUGCUGCUGUGCGAGCUGCUGGAGCGCGCCGCCUUCUACGGCGUCACGGCCAGCCUGGUGCUGUUCCUGAACGGCGCGCCGCUCGGCUGGGAGGGCGCGCAGGCCAGCCAGGCGCUGCUUCUCUUCCAGGGCCUCGGCUACCUGGUGGCGCCGCUGGGCGGCUGGUGCGCCGACGCCGUGCUGGGCCGCGCGCGCGCCAUCCUGCUGGGGCUGGCGCUCUACCUGCUGGGCAUGCUGGCCCUGCCGCUGCUGGCCGCGCCCCGCACGCGCGCCGCGCUCUGCGGGGACCCGGGGCCCGAGCCCGCCGCGCGCUACUGCGCGCCCGCCGCGCUGGCGGGGCUGGUGCUGGCGGGGCUGGGCGUGGGCACCGUCAAGGCCAACAUCACGCCCUUCGGCGCCGACCAGGUGCGAGACCGCGGCCCGGAGGCCACGCGGCGGUUCUUCAACUGGUUCUACUGGAGCAUCAACCUGGGCGCGCUGGUGUCGCUGGGCGGCGUGGCCUACGUGCAGCAGAACGUGGGCUUCCUGCCGGGCUUCGCCAUCCCCACGGCCUGCGUGGGCGCCGCCUUCCUGGUCUUCCUGGGCGGCCAGAGCUGCUUCGUGAGCAAGCCCCCCGACGGCAGCGCCUUCUCCGACGUCUUCCGCGCGCUGGCCCGCGCCUGCCGCCCCGCGCCCGCCCGCGAGCCCAGUGAAAGCGCCGCAGCCUGUGGGGCUCGCUCUAAACACAGUCUGUUUGAUUCCUGUAAGCUGCCCCGCGGAGGGCUCAGCGAGGCCCGGGUGGACGCCGUGCGGGGCCUGCUCAGCACCGUGCCCGUGCUCCUGGCGCUCAUCCCCUACUGGAUGGUCUACUUCCAGAUGCAGACCACCUACGUCCUCCAGAGCCUGCACCUGCGGAUCCCCGAGAUCUCCAGCUUCACCGCCACGCCCCACACGUUCCCAGCGGCCUGGCUCACCCUGUUCGACGCCGUGCUCAUCCUCCUCCUCGUCCCGCUGAAGGACAAGGUGGUCGACCCGGCCCUGCGGCGGCACGGGCUCCUCCCGUCGUCCCUGAAGAGGAUCGCCGUGGGCAUGUUCUUCGUGAUGUGCUCGGCCUUCGCCGCAGGGAUUCUGGAGAGCAAGCGGCUGGCCCUGGUGCAGGAGAGGAGCGUCAACCAGACCAUCGGGGACGUGGUCUACUUCGCCGCCGACCUGCCCAUCUGGUGGCAGGUCCCUCAGUACGUGCUCAUCGGCCUCAGCGAGAUCUUCGCCAGCAUCUCAGGCCUGGAGUUCGCCUACUCGGCCGCGCCCAAGGCCAUGCAGAGUGCCGUCAUGGGCCUUUUCUUCUUCUUCUCGGGCGUCGGCUCCUUCGUGGGCUCUGGCCUGCUGGCGCUGGUGUCCAUCAAGGCCAUCGGCUGGAUGAGCAACCACACGGACUUCGGGAACAUCAACGGCUGCCACCUGGACUAUUACUUCUUCCUCCUGGCGGCCAUCCAGGGGGGCACCCUCGUGCUCUUCCUCAUCGUCUCUGUGAGGCACGACCGCCAGCAGGCGCAGGUGGCCGUGGGCACGCCGGGCAGCAGGAGGGCCUGAGCCAUGUCCCCACCGCUGGACUGUGCCGCUACCCGCGCCCGGGGCCGUGGGGGCGUCCAGGGCUCACGGCGCCCCGGCAGCACCGACCCCGCCCCUGCUGUGACCGUGCCCCGUGGACAGCGCAGGCCUUGGACGAGGCCGGGACUGGGGGCGCGGGGGGACCCUCGGAAGGGAGUCGCGUGAGCCCGAGCACGGCUCUCGCCGGACGUGGCAGUGACUGUAUAAAGGUUUCCGAUGCCGGC